Etheostoma spectabile (orangethroat darter) is the source of this 5827-nucleotide messenger RNA. RefSeq names its product synaptopodin 2-like a (gene synpo2la). The coding region runs from base 298 to 3852 and encodes 1184 amino acids. Lineage: Eukaryota; Metazoa; Chordata; Actinopteri; Perciformes; Percidae. The record is from RefSeq and is a predicted model, not a curated record. The transcript is spliced from 4 exons. Gene Ontology annotation, molecular function: actin binding. Gene Ontology annotation, biological process: positive regulation of actin filament bundle assembly. Gene Ontology annotation, cellular component: Z disc; nucleus; actin cytoskeleton.
UGGGUAUGGGUGGGCGCACAGAAGUGUGUGUUUGUUUGUGUGUGUGUGUGCUUGCGUGCGUGUGUGUGUGUGUUCAGGUGUGAGCGUCGGCCUGCAGCUAGAGCUAGACUCAGACUGAAGUCGGCAUCCGGACAGUGUGGCAGGCAAAGUGCACGUCAGAGCUCUCUGAGGGGGCCCUGACCACUGACCAUGGGACAAAUGCACUGAGGGCCCCCAAGACAAAAUAUAAAAGCCAAAGAGGAGCUGAAAAUAACCAAGAAAAAAAAAAACAUUAAAAAAGACAGAGAGAGCAGAACAAUGGUUGCAGAGGAAGUGAUAAUUACAUUGUCCGGUGGCGCGCCAUGGGGCUUUCGUCUCCAGGGAGGCGUGGAACAUCAGAAACCGCUACAGGUGGCUAAGGUGCGUAAACGCAGCAAGGCAUGUAGGGCUGGGCUUAGGGAGGCUGAUGAACUGGUGUCCAUCAACGAACAGCCAUGUGGAAUGCUAUCCCAUGCCCAGGCCAUGGAAUUUAUCGACAGCUCCCCUGGGAUAUUGCACAUCCGGGUUAAAAGGGUGCCUGCUGGUUUUCAGUCCGUGGUGCUUGUGACCCGUGCCCCAUCUCCCCGUAUAGACAAAGAAUACCGUGCUGCUCUGCGUGCCAUGUCACCCACCCACUCCCACCAUGCACCCGUCCGUGAAGUCCACCAUAGCCACUCCUCGAUAACCAGUGGAUUGACAUCUCCACCAGGUAGUGAGGCUUACUACGGAGAAACUGACAGUGAUGCAGAUGUAGCAGGCUAUGAGAGGCAGCGCCGGCAGAAACGCCGCAGCCCCAGCAACUCCAACCCAGGAAAACCAGCAGGACGAGCAUCUCCUGAGGGCGGGGAGACUUCAGAGAUGAGUGGCUAUGACAGCGCUCCAGAUGCACAUGUUUACCCUAGUUUAUUGGAUAAACGUGGGGGAGAUGGAGAUGGAGGAGGGGGGCUACCAGGGGUGGAACGGAGGGAGGUGAUUUAUCAGCCUCCUGGACCAGGACAGUGGUCCUCCCAGACAUCCACUGAGACCUCAUCCAUCAUCUCCUCAGCAGAUGACCAGGGGCCACGGGAUAGAGGUCAAGAGGAGGACAGUGGCUUUCUAGAGCCAACUAACGUGCCACUGGUAUCCCCUGAGAGGGCAAAGGGGGCCAUGAUGUUGAGCUCCCGCAGCCAGUUUGUACCCAUGGUGGGUCCUUUGAGUAAACCCCUUGACGAGGAGCUUACAACAACCUACAUGGAAAAGGCCAAACAAGCCAAACUUAACCGAGGGGAUACUCCGCAAGACAAGCAUGUGAAGGAAGCCAAAACCAAGUGUCGAACAAUUGCGUCCCUACUGACUGAUGCUCCCAACCCUCACUCUAAGGGGGUGCUGAUGUUCAAGAAAAGGCGGCAGCGCUCCAAAAAGUACACCCUUACCAGUUUUGGUAGUGUGGAUGAGGACAGGUGUCAGGACUCACAAGAGGAGGAUGGGGUAUUCCCUGGCAGCGAAUCAGAGUUUGAUGAGGAUGGUUUCUCUGCCGUUCCUGACCCAACUUGGGAUAGUGACUACUUGAAUAAGUUGGAGAAGAGAGCAACUGCAGGCACUGAAGGUCGUAGGGAUGGGGCAGAGGAUGCUCCAAGUCCAGGUUUAAGUGACAUCACAGGCAAGGGUGCCCAGUUGUUUGAGCAGCAAAGAAAGAAGGCUGCUGAGCAUGCCAAGAAGGAAGAGGCAGCACAACCUCAAGCUCCUCCACAGUCUCAAGUCCAGGGCCAGGUUCAUAUGUAUCAGAUACAACCAGAGAUACAACCACAGAUGCAGUCAAACCUCCAGCCUCAGCAGAUGAUACCACCUAGCACUAUAGCACAACAAGAACUGUCCCAGGCUCCAGGCCCAGUUGCAGCCUGUGGAAUGUCUAAUGGGGACCUAUGCUACUCUGCAGUUAGUACAGCCAGCAUGAAAAUGACACCUCCACCUGUGACACCCAAACCAGCCACUGCCUCAGUGACUGUUCUGACCAUACCUGCACCACCAGCUGAAACACCAUUACCAGAACUACCUGCUAGUAAUGUUCUCAACAGAACGGCACGUCCUUUCACUCCUGGCUUCAUCAGCAUGCGAGCAGCAACAGCACCUGUAACGUUUCGACCAUCAGUAACAAAGACGGUCCAGCGUCCUGCCUCAGCAGCUGUUGUGCAACUACCAUUCUCUACUGCCUCUGAACAAGCCAUGAAUACUACAUCAGUAACAUCCCCACCAUCCUUUGUGCCUCAAGGUCCCUUGGCACCAACACCAGAAGCUCCUGUUCAUCACCUGUCAUCUCCACCAAUAACUACUGUUCACCAAGCUCCAUUUGUAGCUGUGCCCCCAGUGUCUAUGCCUUCAAUGCUCCUGGCUCCACAAGCACCAAUGGCUCCAGCCCCAGCUCUUCCUGUAUCCCAAAUUCUUUCGUCACCUAACCCAGUUGCUCUAGCGCCUCCACUUCAAGUGCCAUUUUCUCAACCACAUCCACCGCAAUUUUCCGUGGCACCUGCAGCUACAGUGUCAGUGGUCUCUCAGCCAGAAGCUGUAGCUCCAACCCCUGUUCCUGGUCCAACAGGUCGCACAGGGAUUUUAAUUGAUGCUCGACGGCGAAGUGGCAAACCUAAACCUAUGUUUAAUUUACCAGAUGUCAAGAAGAACUCCCCAAAUCCUGAUCUAUUGUGUAUGGUGCAGAACCUGGAUGAAAGGUCCACCCGACACAAAUAUGGCCAACCACCGUCUGAGGCUAUCUAUGAUGAUGCAGAGGAAGAGAGAGGAGAGAGGAGUGGCGAGACCAGCAUGGGUAGGGCGCCUCCUCCAGUGGCACCCAAGCCUCGGGUCAUCCAUGAGGCCCCACUGUUUCUUCAAGCAGGAGGUAAGGGGGCACAGCUGUUUGCCCGCAGGCAAAGCCGCAUGGGUAUGUAUGUAGUGGAUACCCCUCCCGAGACCCCUUACCAGCAGGAAGUGGCCUCGCACAGUGCACCCCAACUCCAUGACUCCGCUUCAAACCCUUCCCAUGUCUCUCAGUGGAAAUACUCCCCGAAUGUCCGUGCUCCUCCACCAAUUGGGUACAACCCACUUUUGGCCCCCUCUAUCCCUACAGGGCCUCAGAGGAAUACAGGCAAGCCAGAAAGCAGGGGUAGAGGAGUCUCCCAAAGAGAGGGGAUCAAAGCUCUGGAUUUCAUGAGAAGGCAGCCCUACCAGCUCAACUCUGCUAUGUUCAACUAUGGUGGCAGCACUGCUAAUCUAUCAGCCAUGCCUUCUUAUCAGGCCCAGAGGCAGCAGCAUAGUGACUACACAACAGCAACAAUGGUGGGCAGCUCAUUAACCUCACCUAGGCAGAUCCCCGUCAAAACAGCCCGUGUCUUCGAGGUCAAGCGAUUCUCCACACCCACACCUAUGUCAGCUCCCACUCUAGCUCCAAAGGUCAUAGCCCCUCGCUCAGCCACUACCCUCGGAGAACGUUUGACUCAUUCUGGCAUGAUGUCACCACCUCCUGCUCCUUUCACUCCAACCCCAGCCCCUCACUUGACACCAGCAUCAGUGAAUGCCCCAACACAAGCUCUACCUCCCUCCCAACCAGCUGGACUACCUAGCCUCCCAAAAUUCUCUGCCACCCCUAUUCCCCAGCAUCUGCCCCCUGCAGUCCCUACACCUUACACUCCGGUAUCAUACACCACUGGGCUACAAGCAGCCAAGCAGUUCCAGAGCGCUCCUGAGCUUAGUAUUCUUGCCUCUUUGCCCCCACUCAAGUCCGACCCAGUCCAGGCACCCAAACCACGUUUUGUUGCCACCAAGGGAGGUGUCCAGCCCCAUGUUUGGAGGCCAGGGGCAAUGUGAACACCAGUGAAUCCAUCACUACCACACAAGGACGUCUUCAUGUACUAUUUAUUAAGUGCUGAAAUUAAUUAAUCAAUUAACAAUUUAGUUAAUUUGUUUAUUGUUUAAGUAAAAAAUGCCAAAUAUCCAUUGGUUCCAGUUUCUGAAAUUUGAAGCUAUUCUGCUUUUUUCUUUUUACAUCAUUGUUGAUUGAAUGUCUUGGGGUUUUGGGUGGGGCUUAGGCUUUAAAAAAAUUGUGAUGGGCAAUUAUCUUAAUCAAUUUAUUUACUAAUGAAAAGAAAAUGACAGCCCUACAUCCAAUUAAUUUAAGCCUCAAAUUGAGCUGUAAAGAUAGUUAUGAAGAAACAAAGUGAUUCGGUAUAAAGUUGAAAUCCAGAUUUUUCCAGAACAUUUUUUCAAGUUUUAAAAAAAUGUUAGAAUGGUAAGAAAUCAUAAAAAUCUACUUAUUGUUCAAAAAUGCUGCUCAUAUUUAUUUUGCUGCCAACUCAUUUACUCACACAUUUAUCUGAGUGACAAUAAUAAUAAGAGGACAAUAGCACAUACUGUAAGCUGUAUAGUCCACCAUAUGCCUGUCCUGGGGGAGGUUUGUGUAAGGCUUCUGCAGAUUUCUUUCUACAUAUUUAGCAGAAAUAUCAUCUAAUCAGAGCCUGUACUGAAAUAUUCUUUGAAACUUGAAAUGUCUGAAAUAUGUUGAAAAUGAAUAGUUGCGGUUUGGAUCAUAGGAUUAAAUGACUGAAGAAAUAUGUUUUAGUAUGUUGACAGGUGGAGGAUCAUAAAGCAACAGCAGGCUUAUAUCUUUUAUCUAUCUUUGAACAUUUUAUUCUGUUGUUUAGUACUUGUCCUACUAAAUGAUGUGCACGAAAUGUUUUUACCCUAAUCUGUUUGUGGCAUUGUCAAGAAGAAGCCCAUGAUGACCUAGUCUCCUUGUCCAGGGAUUUAAAUGAAGCAUGUUGAAAAUUGUAAAAUGUUUUUAAAAGUCUCUGCUCACCUUGGUUCUAUAUGUGAAGACAAGGUAUGCUCUGCAAGUGUUAGUGAGGUUGUGCCAAAUACCUCUGCUCACUAUAGCCAUUAAGAAAUGCUGUCUUUUUAGCAUGGGUCACAUUUAACAAGUGCUCGGGCUGUCACUGAAUGUACACUUGUAUAUCACAGCUUUCAUUAGGCACACCAGACGUCCAUACGAUAUCAGUGUGAUCUUUGCAGAUAUGUAAAUUAACUUUUAUUAAACAAAUAACACAGAUGAAGGAAUGUGUAUUUGGUUUUGUUUAAUUGUGAUUUAAUCUAAAGGAGCGCAAGGGGAAGUUGACUAAUUAAGAGGCACCAGAAUUUAUAAAAGGAUUCAAGAAAUAUGAGGGGCUGUGAAGGAGGGAUAUAGGCAGUAUAUAUACUUUACAUAUAUAUAUAUAUGUAGGACAGAUUACUGAAUGGGGUCAUAGCCCACCAUUUGUGGGAUAAUGGGAUGUAUGGUUGAAUUGUAGAUAGUUAUGAAAUUUCACAGCCUGUAGAAGUUAACGGGGUUGGAACAGAAAGUUUGCUACCUGACGUUUGUUGAUAAAGCUAAAGAAGCUGAUGGAAAGAAGCAGAGGUUUAGCUGGUGUCUUUCCAUUAACAAUGGUUGCUAUAAAAAAAGAAGGGAUACACAUUCAAUAGCUAUAUAGAGACUAGGCAUGAUAAUGGAAACCCGUAAGAAACAAGUUAAUUAAUAUUGUUUUCAGUUGUGGAAUCCUUUGAAAGAUACUUUUAUUUUUUACCAUUUAAAAAGAAAUUACAAUUUGUCUUAAAGCUUUUUCUUGUUUUCACAUUAUGGCUACAAAAUAUCUAGAGUGUGGAUAUAGUUAUGUGUAAAAUAUGAUAAAUUCAUGUUUCUGAAUGUGGUUUGAUUUAAUAAAGUGUGGAAAUGUUUGUUAUUGUUGAUAAGUAGAAGUUUAUACUGACUAGGAGACAACAUUUUUAGAGAAAUAAAAUUAUAUGAAAGCUC